AUGAGUGAUCUCAGGUUAUUGACUUACUACCUCGGUAUCGAAGUAUGUCAAGAGAAGGGUAGAAUAACUCUGUCUCAGGAGAGAUAUGCCAAGAAAAUCCUAUGUGAAACAGGGAUGGGGGAGUGUAAUUCUGUUCAAACACCAAUGGAGUUUGGUCUGAAGCUUUCGAGGGCAGAGAAGGAAGAAAGCAUCGAUGCCAAAGACUACCGGCGAAAGAUAGGUUGCUUACGUUACCUACUCCACACGCGGCCUGACCUUGCUUUUAGCGUUGGUCUGUUAUCACGAUAUAUGCAUGACCCUAAACACUCUCACGGAGCAGCUAUGAAGCAGGUCUUGAGGUACUUGAAAGGAACAACGAAGUUAGGCCUCGUUUACAAGAAAGGUAGCAUGACAGAGAUUAGAGGUUAUAGUGAUUCAAGCCAUAACAUAGAUGAUGACGACGGUAGAAGCACCACAGGUCACAUAUUUUACUUGAAUGAUUGCCCAAUUACGUGGUGUUCUCAGAAACAAGAAACUGUAGCUCUAUCAUCAUGCGAGGCUGAGUUUAUGGCUGCAACCGAAGCAGCAAAGUAA
This is a messenger RNA of Brassica napus (rape), 573 nucleotides long. Its product is annotated as secreted RxLR effector protein 161-like. The coding region runs from base 1 to 573 and encodes 190 amino acids. Lineage: Eukaryota; Viridiplantae; Streptophyta; Magnoliopsida; Brassicales; Brassicaceae. The transcript has a single exon. The record is from RefSeq and is a predicted model, not a curated record.